GCAGGCGCCCGACCCCCAGGUGGAGCGACAGGUCUCGGGCCCUCAGGCGGAGCGGCGGGCGCCGGACCCCCAGGUGGAGCGACAGGUCUCGGGCCCUCAGGCGGAGCGGCGGGCGCCGGACCCCCAGGCGGAGUGACAGGUCUCGGGCCCUCAGGCGGAGCGGCGGGCGCCGGACCCCCAGGCGGAGCGGCGGGCGCCGAGUCACCAAGCACGACAGUGGGCUCCGAGUCAACUGGCAUGACCGCUGGCACUGGGUCAGACAUUGGAUCGUCUGGCUGGACAGCGGGCAUCGGGUCACCAGGCAUCAGGUCAUUUGGCUCGACCGCGGGCACCGCGUCAUCUGGCAAGGCAGUGGGCUCCGAGUCAACUGGUAUGACCGCGGGCACUGGGUCAGACAUUGGAUCGUUUGACUGGAACAGCGGGCAUUCGGGUCACCAGGCAUCAGGUCAUAUUGGCUCGACAGCGAGCACCGCAUCAUCUGGCAAGGCAGUGGGCUCCCGAGUCAAC
Staurois parvus is the source of this 507-nucleotide messenger RNA. NCBI's taxonomy places the organism in Eukaryota, Metazoa, Chordata, Amphibia, Anura, Ranidae. The record is from the annotation of a GenBank genome assembly.